Molecule: messenger RNA, 963 nt
Organism: Rhodotorula graminis WP1
Lineage: Eukaryota; Fungi; Basidiomycota; Microbotryomycetes; Sporidiobolales; Sporidiobolaceae
Exons: 3
Coding region: 1-897 (298 amino acids)
Source: RefSeq, a predicted model, not a curated record
AUGCUGUCCUCGCUCGCCCCGUCCGCCGUCCUCGCCGCGCUCCCUUCGUCUGCGGCGGGAGCUUGGCGCCACAUCGUCGUCCAGCACGACGACCUCCCAGAGCCGCUCAGGUUCCUCCCCAGCGCCUUCCGCAUCCUCGCCCUCCUCCUCUUUGUCCCCGUCGCCGCCCUCGCCGUCGUCGACAUUGUCGGCUACGUCGCGUUCGCCUUCGUCCUCCGCCCUCUCGGCUAUGCCUCGACCCGCCACUUCAAGGACCCCGAGAAGGACGGCCGCCUCAUCGCUAUCCCGCUCCACGGCUCGAUCCACUCGCCGUCGUCGACCGGCGAAGGCGUCCUGCCCUCGUCCGGCGAGUCCGUCUCGUCGGGCGCGUCCGACAUCUUCCCGUCGCCCGCCUACUCGGACGUGACGCCGCUCCCGUCCGUCGACGAGGGCUCCGUGCUGUCAAGUGCACGGCCGGGCAAGCCGCCUGCGCUCGCCGGCAUUGCGUCGCCGAGUAGCUCGUCCUCCUCGUCACCGUCCGACUCGUCGUCCAGCUCGGUCGCCUCGUCGACAAGGCGUCACGACCACACGUCGUCCUCCUCCCACCACACGACGCACAGUACGCACCGCCACGGCCGCGUGUCGUCCUCAUCGUCGGCGUCGGGCGAUGAGUCGUCGACGGUGCGCCGCAUGUCGCGCGACCGCGCUCCCUCGGUCGGGCUCGACGGCCCGCUGUUCGGCGAGGGCGACGAGACGGACACGGCGACGACGCCUGGCGGCGAGAGCGACGCAGAGGGCGACCUCGCCGGCAUGAGCGGCGACUACGUGUCGCACAAGGCGCGCAGGGGGGAUGGCGUCCCUCGCGGCGGGUUCAAGCUCGGCCUGACAGAGGUACAGCGUCGGCCGAGCGCGUCCUGAGUGCGGGCCUGUCCCUCCUCUCCCUGUGUGUAGCAUCAUCCCGUCAGUUCCUCUCGCCUGUUCCUC